CAGCAGGGAGGAUCUUCACUCACCAAAAGCUUCUCUCUCUGUCUUCUCCUCCACAUCAGUAAGGGCUCACAGAUAUCAUGAGGGAGAUUGUCCAUAUCCAAGCUGGCCAGUGUGGCAACCAGAUCGGGACCAAGUUUUGGGAAGUGAUCAGUGAUGAGCAUGGCAUAGAUCCAGCAGGAAGCUACGUGGGUGAUUCAGCCCUACAGCUUGAGAGGAUUAACGUGUACUACAAUGAAUCAUCCUCUCAGAAGUAUGUGCCAAGGGCCGUCCUUGUGGACCUGGAACCAGGAACCAUGGACAGUGUGCGGUCUGGCCCAUUCGGACAGCUCUUUAGACCAGACAAUUUCAUUUUUGGGCAAACUGGUGCAGGUAACAACUGGGCAAAAGGACAUUACACGGAAGGAGCAGAGUUGGUAGAUUCCGUUUUGGAUGUCGUCAGGAAGGAGUGUGAACACUGUGACUGUUUGCAAGGAUUCCAGCUUACCCAUUCCCUUGGAGGAGGAACAGGAUCUGGAAUGGGGACACUGCUCAUAAGCAAGAUAAGAGAAGAAUAUCCAGACAGAAUAAUGAACACGUUCAGUGUUAUGCCUUCACCUAAAGUUUCCGACACAGUUGUUGAGCCAUACAAUGCCACCUUGUCAGUGCAUCAGCUGGUUGAAAACACAGAUGAAACUUACUGCAUUGAUAACGAAGCACUCUAUGACAUUUGCUUCCGUACCUUGAAGCUCACUACGCCCACCUAUGGAGAUUUGAACCACCUUGUUUCUGCCACAAUGAGCGGGGUUACUACAUCUCUACGCUUUCCUGGCCAGCUUAAUGCAGAUCUUCGAAAGUUAGCUGUAAAUAUGGUCCCGUUCCCACGCCUUCACUUCUUCAUGCCCGGCUUCGCCCCACUGACAGCUCGUGGAAGUCAGCAGUAUCGAGCCCUCACUGUACCUGAACUUACACAGCAGAUGUUUGAUGCCAAGAACAUGAUGGCAGCUUGUGACCCACGUCACGGACGAUAUCUUACAGUAGCAACGGUCUUCAGAGGACCAAUGUCAAUGAAGGAAGUAGAUGAACAGAUGCUGGCUGUCCAGAACAAAAACAGUAGUUACUUUGUAGAAUGGAUUCCCAACAAUGUCAAAGUGGCCGUUUGUGACAUACCACCGCGUGGCUUGAAAAUGUCCUCCACAUUCAUUGGCAACAGCACCGCAAUCCAAGAGUUAUUCAAGAGAAUCUCAGAGCAGUUCUCGGCCAUGUUCCGGAGAAAGGCUUUCCUGCAUUGGUUCACUGGAGAAGGGAUGGAUGAGAUGGAAUUCACAGAGGCAGAAAGCAAUAUGAAUGACCUAGUCUCGGAAUACCAGCAAUAUCAAGAAGCAACAGCAAAUGACGAGGAGGAAGCAUUCGAAGAGGAUGAAGAAGAAAUUAAUGAAUAAGACAAUGAAUAUAUGAUUUAAAACAACACAGUACAUCGUGCUAAACACAAGUUUUAAAUCUGAGAGCCAUAUUGUUAAAUUAUACAAUUUGAAGGCCAUUUCGGCAAACGAACUUACAUUUUUGUAGCACUAGAUGUGUGAGAAAAUUUGCACUUCUAGGACAGAUUUUGUAACACAGCACAGAUUUGGAAUUGUUUUGUAGCUACUCUUAUGACAAAUGUAUUAGUGCCUGGUAUUUUACAUUUUGCCAAACGUAUGAUGAAAAUUUGAAAGUUUUAAUAAAUACAUAUCCCUUGUUA
Messenger RNA from Spea bombifrons (plains spadefoot toad), 1717 nucleotides. It is a transcript of the gene TUBB6, whose product is annotated as tubulin beta 6 class V. The record is from RefSeq and is a predicted model, not a curated record. The transcript is spliced from 4 exons. Gene Ontology annotation, cellular component: cytoplasm; microtubule. NCBI's taxonomy places the organism in Eukaryota, Metazoa, Chordata, Amphibia, Anura, Pelobatidae. Gene Ontology annotation, biological process: microtubule cytoskeleton organization; mitotic cell cycle. The coding region runs from base 78 to 1418 and encodes 446 amino acids. Gene Ontology annotation, molecular function: GTPase activity; GTP binding; structural constituent of cytoskeleton.